Molecule: messenger RNA, 2036 nt
Organism: Saitoella complicata NRRL Y-17804
Lineage: Eukaryota; Fungi; Ascomycota; Saitoellomycetes; Saitoellales; Saitoellaceae
Product: ATP-dependent RNA helicase DHH1
Exons: 3
Coding region: 216-1751 (511 amino acids)
Biological process (GO): P-body assembly; cytoplasmic stress granule assembly
Cellular component (GO): P-body; cytoplasmic stress granule
Molecular function (GO): mRNA binding; ATP binding; RNA helicase activity
Source: RefSeq, a predicted model, not a curated record
CAACUCGACUCCGCUUGGAUCACGAAACCAAACAGCUAUAUCCUCAGUUCAACGCGUGAAUCAGUAGACAGCUUCGUCUUGAUCUCGUAUCUGCUGUCGUCUACCAAGUUACCAGUUACACCAUCAAUUACCUCCGCAAAGCGACUUUCGACGGCGCACGGUUGUCCGAUACUUCUUGCCUUUCAAUUGUUACCCACGAAUCAUCCUAAUACGACAUGUCUGCUGAGCAAUUAUCACAGCAAGUGGCUUCUAUGAACAUCUCUGAUGAAAGCAAUUGGAAGAACCAGCUAAGCCUUCCCGCAAAGGACACUCGACCGCAGACCGAGGAUGUCACCGCCACUAAGGGAAACGAGUUUGAGGACUUUUACCUCAAGCGUGAGUUGUUGAUGGGAAUUUACGAAGCUGGCUUUGAGAAGCCCUCGCCCAUUCAGGAGGAAUCCAUUCCGAUUGCGUUGACCGGCCGCGAUAUCCUUGCAAGAGCCAAGAACGGUACCGGAAAAACUGCCGCUUUCACUAUCCCAGCCCUCGAAAAGGUCAACACGAAGAGUACUAAGAUUCAAGCUCUAAUCCUCGUACCUACGCGAGAGCUCGCCCUACAAACUUCUCAAGUUUGUAAGACUUUGGGAAAGCACAUGGGUGUUAAUGUCAUGGUCACUACUGGAGGAACAACUUUGAAAGAUGAUAUUAUUCGUCUUGCCGAUCCCGUGCAUAUCCUUGUGGGUACUCCGGGUCGUAUCCUCGAUCUCGCUGGCAAAGGUGUUGCCGACUUCAGCGAAUGUCCCACUUUUAUUAUGGACGAGGCCGACAAGCUUCUUAGUCCUGAGUUCACUCCUGUCAUUGAACAACUCUUGGCGUACUUCCCGAAGGACCGUCAGGUUAUGCUCUACAGUGCCACUUUCCCACUUGUUGUGAAGAGCUUUAUGGACAAGCACCUCAACAAGCCAUACGAAAUCAACCUCAUGGAUGAGCUCACCCUCCGUGGUGUUACGCAGUACUAUGCUUUCGUCGAGGAGAAACAGAAGGUUCAUUGCUUGAACACUCUCUUCUCCAAGCUUCAGAUCAACCAAUCUAUCAUCUUCUGUAACUCGACCAACCGUGUCGAGCUUCUGGCGAAGAAAAUCACCGAGCUGGGGUACUCUUGCUUUUACUCGCACGCUAAGAUGCUUCAGAACCAUCGUAACCGCGUUUUCCACGACUUCCGCAACGGUGCCUGCCGUAACCUUGUCUGUUCCGAUCUCCUGACCCGUGGUAUCGAUAUCCAGGCUGUCAACGUUGUCAUCAAUUUCGAUUUCCCUAAGAACGCCGAGACCUACCUUCAUCGUAUCGGUCGUUCAGGUCGAUUCGGUCAUCUUGGAAUUGCCAUCAACCUCAUCAACUGGGAAGAUCGCUUCAACCUUUACAAGAUCGAACAGGAACUGGGCACGGAAAUCCAGCCUAUUCCGCCCACCAUCGACAAGCGAUUGUAUGUGGCUCCCAACGCUAUGGACACUCCUACUCAAGUUCCUCGCCCUAUGCCGCCCGCCGGCGCUCAGCAACAGCAGCAUCAGCCAACCCGUUCGCUGUACCAGCAGCCGGGUCAAUAUCAACAACGGCAACAGUACCAAAGACAGAACCAUAACUCGGCGAGAGGGCCCGGUCCUCAGAGCAACGGUGCCGCAAUGGGACGCAACCCUAGGUAUGGUCAGAACCAACCUCGGGGCAACGGAUAUCCUGUUGAGGCAGAGCCAUCCGGUAGCGUUCCAGCGCAGUAAAACAAAAAUGCGUCUGUAAAUAUGUUGAAAUUGGACGGAGAUGCGGGUUGUUGAAUGGUGGUUUGUAUGGUGCAUGUAGGUGUUUGUUUGGUGGAGAGGAGGUAGGAUCAAGGUUCCUUUGCAGGUGUCCUUGUCAUGUUUUGUUUCAUGGGUUAUCUGAAAACGCUCUUUUUGGCUGGACCGGUACUGCUGAGUCUACUCGACCGGAAGGCAGUUUGGUUGCGCUAGAUGUAGUCAAGAUUCAGACAGUGUGCGGUCACUACUGAAUUGAACAAACUAUCAGGU